GAUGCAUUCUCGAGGUUCCAAGAAGCUCAAACUUCUCGUUGGCACGGACAGCAAUGUGAUUGAUGUAUAUGAGGUCCCGCAAAAAAGCAAACUGAAGAGCGACGAAGAGCCCGAACCCACCCGGACCUUUUCGGUCGAAUUGGCUGGCCACAGGAACGACAUCCGAGCUCUCGCCCUCAGUUCUGAUGACCGCAUGCUAGCAUCUGCGUCAAGCGGCAAAGGACCGGCCGGUGGCCUCAAAAUCUGGAAUAUCAAGACUCGAAAUUGCUUACGGACACUCGAAUGCGGCAAGGCGCUAUGUGCAGCUUUCCUUCCGGGCGACAAGAUCGUCGUGGUGGGGACCAAGGAAGGAGACAUUGAGCUAUACGAUAUCGCGGCAUCCUCGCUGCUCGACAAGAUUCCAGCGCACGAGGGCGCUAUUUGGACCUUGCAAGUCCAUCCGGACGGUAAAUCACUUAUCACGGGCAGCGCCGACAAGAGCGUCAAAUUCUGGAACUUUGACAUUGUGCAAGAGGAAAUCCCUGGGACGAAGCGCACGAUGCCUCGUCUCAAACUCGUUCAGUCGCGUAUCCUCAAGGUCAGCGACGAUGUCCUCAGCGUUGAAUUCUCUCCAGACUCUCGCCUCCUUGCCGUCGCCACGCUAGACAAUACAGUCAAAGUCUUCUUCGUCGACUCACUCAAACUCUUCCUUAACUUGUACGGCCACAAACUCCCUGUUCUGAGUAUGUCUAUCUCGAGCGACAGCAAACUCAUCGCAACUUGCUCGGCCGACAAGAAUGUGCGCAUAUGGGGCCUCGACUUCGGUGACUGCCAUAAAGCGCUGUUCGGUCACCAGGACAGCAUCAUGCAAGUCGGCUUCAUCCCACACCCAGUCGAACAAGACGAGAAGCACGUCCUCUUCAGCGCUAGCAAAGACAAGCUCCUCAAAUCCUGGGAUGCCGAUAAAUUUGAGCAAAUCCAAAAACUGAAAGGCCACCAUGGCGAGAUCUGGGCAAUGGCAAUCGCACGGACAGGCGACUUUGUCGUCACCGCUAGCCACGACAAGAGCAUCCGCGUGUGGGCCAAAACAGACGAGCCCCUGUUCCUCGAAGAAGAGCGCGAGCGCGACCUUGAAGAGCUCUACGAAUCCACCCUUGCCACCUCUCUCGACGACGAUCCAACUGACCCAUCCUCCGAAGCCGCUGCCGCCUCCAAACAGACAUCCUCAACCCUUACAGCUGGUGAGCGCAUCCAAGAGGCCCUCGAUCUUGCCCUCGAAGACCAUCACCUUAUGGCCGCCUACAUCCUCCAGAAACAGAAAAGUCCAUCCAUUGCCCCACCACAGCGAAACCCUCUUUUCCUCGCCCUUAAUAAUAUCUCUGCUGAGCGACACGUCCUCUCCGUUCUUUCUUCCAUCCCCGCAUCUGCACUUCACGAUGCCCUCCUGGUCCUACCCUUCUCAACUCUACCCGCUCUCUUCACAUUCCUAUCCCUCUUCUUGAAGAAAGGGUGGAAUACUACGUUGACUUGUCGUGUGCUGUACUUCAUGUUGAAGACCCAUCAACGGCAGCUUGUUGCCAGUAAGGAUCUGAAAGUCAGGUUGGCGAGUAUGCGGGAUGUACUUCGGAUGCGCUUGACCGAGGGCAAGGAUGAAGUUGGAUUUAAUGUUGCUGCCGUAAGGUUUUUAAGUGAGAGAGUUGAUGAAAAGGGCAUUGUUAGGAUUGAAGAUGUGGAAAGGGAGGAGGCGGAGAAAAGGGAAGGAAGGAGGAAGAGGGGUUUUGUAGAUAUUGCUUAAGGUUCGACAUGGAGGUGUAGUGCUUGAAAAAGGUGUAGUUUUCUCCUUACUGUGAUAGGUCUCAAAACGCCAAAUGAUCUUGGUGCAUGUAGCCGU
Messenger RNA from Periconia digitata, 1870 nucleotides. Lineage: Eukaryota; Fungi; Ascomycota; Dothideomycetes; Pleosporales; Periconiaceae. The record is from the annotation of a GenBank genome assembly.